Messenger RNA from Agrilus planipennis (emerald ash borer), 3662 nucleotides. RefSeq names its product RINT1-like protein. Gene Ontology annotation, biological process: regulation of ER to Golgi vesicle-mediated transport; endoplasmic reticulum to Golgi vesicle-mediated transport; retrograde vesicle-mediated transport, Golgi to endoplasmic reticulum. The coding region runs from base 132 to 2378 and encodes 748 amino acids. The record is from RefSeq and is a predicted model, not a curated record. Gene Ontology annotation, cellular component: Dsl1/NZR complex. The transcript is spliced from 12 exons. Lineage: Eukaryota; Metazoa; Arthropoda; Insecta; Coleoptera; Buprestidae.
UAGGAAUAUAGGUUAUAGUUUUAUUUAUAUCGUUUGUUAAUAUUUUUUUAGCUAAAGUUUAUAGAAGCAGUAAUUAUUAGUGAUAAGAUACACAUUAUAGAGGUUAGUGUUAGGGUUAUGGUAAUUGCAAAAUGGCCCAUAUUCAUAAGGAUGUCUUAAAAAACUUUUAUAAAGGCUUUAGUGAUGAUCUUAGAGACCCUGAGAGAUGUAGACAACUACAGAAAAAAUAUCAAAAAAAAGUGGCAUGUCUUCGUGAAGAGAUAGAUUUAAACAACGAUUCUUCGUCUAUAGCACAGUCUGUAAGAAACAUUGAAAGUAAUACAGAAAAAAUUAAAACUGUUUUAGAAGAGGCUGAAACGGUAACAAAUGUAUUAGAUCAAUAUUUAGAGAAGUUUCGAGAGCCAGUGGCAUAUUUUGAAUCAAAUUUAGAUAAACUCAAUAGAUUAGAAUGUACACUUCAAUAUUAUAAAGUUUUAGAGCGGAUAGAGCAGUUAAAUGUAGCACUUCAAAAAGAAAUGGCAAAAAAAGAUGAUGAACAGUGUGCAACAAUUUAUGCAAAUCUAUGUGAAAUUAACAGGCACCUUUAUAACUCUACAGCACGUAAUUUAAGGGAACACCUAAAGGAAGUUAUACUACAUUGGCAUAAUAUAUUAAAAGAGAAAUUUACUAAAGACCUUGAAGAGGUGUUAAAAACAGUAAAAUGGCCAUUUGUAAAUGUUAAUCUUUCUUUGCAAGAACCUUCCCAGAAUAAUAUAAAUAAACUGCAGAUUGUAGUUGAGUAUCUUUUGCAAAUUCAACCACCUGAGGAAAUUAAAAUUGGGGAAGAAAAGUCAGGUAUACUUUCUGACUUUAUGCCUUUAUGUUUACCCUUAGAACUGAUGAGUAGCCCUCUUAGGAAACGAUUUUUGUAUCACUUUUAUGGUCCACGAAAGACCAAUCGUGUUGACAAACCUGAAUGGUAUUUCACCCAAAUACUUACCUGGAUUAGAGAUCAUAGUGAGUUUGUUGAAAAAUGGAUUCAACCUGUAGCUGACAGAAUGGGGAUGCACUAUAUUGAUACAAAAAUUGAAUUGAUGCGAGGAUUAAUUCAGUUAGCAGUAGAAAAACUAAAUUCUGACUUACCUACAUUACAGUAUGAUGAUUUCACCUUUUCCCAUAGCAUUGAUGAGGCUUUAGGAUUUGAUAAAGAGCUACGAGAGAGCUAUGGCUAUCCACCAAUUCAACCUGGAAUACUUUGUGUUCUCACACAACCACAAAUAUUUGUUAAAUGGCUAUCAAUGGAAAAAAAAUACGCCACUGAAAAAAUGGAUCUUAUGUUGUCACCUAAUUCUCCAGAAGCUUUUGAAUCAAUUUUAACUGAUAUCGACGACUUUAAAGUAACAACGUGUGCUGACAUGUUUAUAACUUUAUUGCAAACAAUGACUGAUAGAUAUGAAUUAUUACCUCAACCCGGUCAUCGAUUGCAAUUCUUAGAGUUGCAGUUAGAACUGCUGGACGACUUUAGAGUAAGGCUUCUGCAAUUGGUUCAUGCAGAAGAGGGAAACAUAGUCGAAUCCAGAGUUCCCAUGAUUGUCAACACCUUAUUUUAUAUCGAAAACGUAUUGAUAGAUUGGGGAUCAAUGUUACAUUUUUUAAACUUGUUCUACUACAAAAAUCAGUUAAAAGAUGCGGAAUGUAUGAACAACUCAGUGGAUUUUUGUGAUGCAAACGAAGAAAAUGUUUUAACCGAGGUAGACACAGACUCAGUGUUCGCAGAUACGUUAAGUUUAUAUCGUCACAUGCGGAUUGAUUUAAUAUGCAACAUAUCAGAAUCCGUUUUUAUGGAAUGCAGAGCUAGAAGUAGAGACUACAGACACGAAGCGUGGGGCUCAAUUACAAAGUAUAAAGAUAUUCGCAGUUUUUCCUUAACUCCAUCUGCAUGUCCAAUAUUUGAAAUAUUAGCUAUUAGACUACAUCAACUACAAAAGAAAUUAACUAGUAAACUUUUUGCGGCUACAUGGAAAAAUUUGGCAAAAAAAUUGGACGAAUUCUUUUUCGACGAAUUAGUAAUGGAAAACAGAUUCAACGAAGGCGGUGCCUUACAACUUAAAUAUGAUAUAACAAGGAAUUUAUUUCCUCUUUUUUCACAAUAUACGAAUAGUCCAGAAAUUUAUUUUUGGAGAAUGGAGGAAACCUGUUCGCUUUUGAAUCUUUCAAAGGGAUCUGCUCUUUUAUUAAGAGAAACUUUAAUAGCUCUGGAAGGAGCAACAGGAGUUGAAGACCAAAGACCACAGGCAUUAAAGGAAGUUGGUGUGAUCAAUUUUCCUCCAAGAAAAGUUAUUGAAAUAUUAAAUCGACGAACUGAUAUUACAAUAAACAGAUUAAAUACCAUUGAUUAACAAUUAAUUAUUUAUACUGUCAUUUUUGUGAUCUUCCUAAUGUUGUUAAUAUUAGUGGCACAUUUUUAUUGUCUCUUGUUAUUAGGUUUAAGGUACAUCAACUUCUAAAUAUUUCUGCUUCUUAUUUAAAUAACUGAAAAAUGAAUAAAUGGUAAUAUUAAUAACAAAAAAAACUGGUUUGACUAUUAUCCAAUUAUCUUAUCUAUCUUUUUUAAUCGUUAAUGACUUUUUGUGAUUUUUUGACCUUCCAUCUUUAAAUACAUAGUAAAACUAUGGUCAAAAUUUGCAGUAAAUAAAAUCAUUUGCAUAAUAAACAAAAUAAACAAUGAAUUAGUAAACCACCGCAAUGAGUGUAGCAAAGAUUCAAAACGAAGAUACGUUUUUAAAACUGGUAAAUAGCAUUGAACAGCCUUUUAUUUUUUCUGAUAAUGAAUGCAAAAUUAUUGAGUCACAUGUUGAAAAAGUAAUUGAAGAGGCACAGGUUAAAGGAAAAUAUACAAAGUGGACAACUGAUGAAACAUUACUAAGGAAAAAAUAUUUUUUUGGAGAGAGAUAUACUUAUGGCUUUCAAAUUUCUGCAACUAAUUCUAAAAAUCAAAUUACAGAAUGUCUAUAUCCAAAAAACUUCAUAAGUCCUAUUCCAUUGUGGAUAUACACAUACGUAAUAAAUCCUUUAAUUUUAUACGAAAUUCUUCCGCCAAACUUUAUUAAUAGUGUUACAAUUAAUGAUUAUAAACCAAAGGGCUGUAUCGUCUCUCACAUCGACCCCCCGCAUAUAUUUGACAGGCCCAUUCUAUCAGUCAACUUAUUUGCUGAAUCUGCUUUAUGUUUUGGUUGCAAGUUUUAUUUUAGGCCUAUCAGAUGUAGUGAACCUUUUUUAAGUGUACCAUUACCCAGAGGGGUUGUAACUUCCAUAAGUGGAUUUGCUGCUAAUGAAAUUACACACUGUGUAAGGCCAGAAGACACGAAACAACGUAGAGCUGUAAUAAUUCUUCGCAGAGUUCUCCCUUCUGCUCCUCGUUUAACAGAGAAUGAACUUUUGGAUUUACAAAAUUCAUCUUUACCACCCGUUAGUGUUCAGGAGUCGUACUCUUCUUUUAAUUCCCGAAAUAAACAAAAGAUCUAUAAGGGACGCAUCGAAAAACCGGGUAAUAGGAGCAGUGUCAUUAAAGGGUUAAAAUUUAAGAAGGUAUGUCAAGCAAAUAAUAAAAGAUUUCAGGAUUUUACAUUCUCGUAAACUGUGAUUAAAAAAAGACUAUCAUUUUCUAUUUAACAAUGUGUUUU